Molecule: messenger RNA, 2314 nt
Organism: Alosa alosa (allis shad)
Lineage: Eukaryota; Metazoa; Chordata; Actinopteri; Clupeiformes; Clupeidae
Product: probable flavin-containing monoamine oxidase A
Exons: 12
Coding region: 152-1756 (534 amino acids)
Molecular function (GO): oxidoreductase activity
Source: RefSeq, a predicted model, not a curated record
CGAUACUCCAAAGUCCGAUACGUGCCAGAUAAAUUAUCAUUGGUGUAGGCCUAUCGUUGUCUAUUGUAGUCGAAGUUGUUUAUCUGACUCUGUAACUAACCUGCGUGUUAGUACAAUAGCCAUUAUUUGAAGAUUUUAAAGCUGUUCAAACAUGUAUGACAUUGUUAUUGUCGGUGCUGGGCUGUCUGGAUUAAGCGCAGCACAUCUCUUACUUCAGAGAGAGGCAAAGUUAAAACUUUUGAUCUUGGAAGGAAAAGAGAGGGUAGGAGGGCGCACUGUCACACAGGACGUGCCGGCUGCUGGUGGACUUGAUCGCUGGGAUCUUGGAGGACAGUGGGUAGCCAGUUCACAGACCCAUGUAAUGCAACUCAUAGAGGAACUUGGUUUGGUGGUAUAUCCACAAUACACCGAAGGCAAGAAGGUGCAUCAUAUGGGGGGUCCCAAUGCUAGGAUCAGCACCUACACGACCAGCAUCCCAUCAUAUUCACCCCUGGUCCUGUUAGACUUCCUGCAGUUCAUAUGGAAGAUUGGCAGGCUGUGCAAGUCGGUGGAUGUGCAGGAGCCUUGGAGGACCCCCGACGCCCUUCGCUGUGACGCCAUGACCCUCUCCACCUACAUCGAGCAGCACGUGUGGACCACAGAGUUGAAGGAGGAGAUGGCCUUGUGCAGUCGUGCGGUGUUUGGAGUGGAGCCGUCCCAGAUGAGCCUGCUGUUCUUCCUGAUGUACUCGGCCGCCGCAGGGGGCGUCAUGAGGCUCCUGGAGACCACACCUGGGGCCGCGCAGGAGUUUAGGGUCAAGGGGGGCACUCAGCAGCUGUCAGAGUGCUUGGCGGAGCGGAUCGGUACUGAGCGUGUGCGGCUCAACUCGCCUGUGACGGCCAUAUGGCAGGGAGAUGAUAGUGUGGAGGUGAGGACACCAACUGAGUCAUUCUCCUGCAGACUCGUCAUCGUCACCUGCCCCCCUCACAUGGCAGCUCGGCUCCAGUACCAGCCGGCCCUCCCAACGGAGAGACAGCAGCUGUGUCAGCACAUGCCUGUGGGUCACAUGAUCAAGUUCAUCAUCACCUACCCUACGGCCUUCUGGAGGGAGAAGGGAUUCUCGGGGGAGAUCGUGACGCGGCCAUCCAACGACUGCCCCUUCAGCGUGACCUACGAUGCCACCAGCCCCAGUGGCAGUGCAGCACUAGUGGGCUUCAUCGCCGGGCUGCAGGCCCAUGACUGGGCAUCUCGAAAGGUGGAGGAGAGGAGAGAUGCGGUUGUGUCCAGCCUGGUGAGAUAUCUCGGUCCUGAGGCCUCUAACUUUGUCCAUUACAUCGAGAAAGACUGGGGCCAGGAGCCUUACAGCGGGGGUUGCCCAGUGAACGUCAUGGUCCCAGGGAUGCUAACCUACUUCCACCCCAGCCUCCGCAGGCCCAUUGGCAGGAUCCACUGGGCGGGGACGGAGACUGCCACCAAAUGGUGUGGCUACAUGAGCGGCGCUAUCCAGAGUGGCCACCGGGUGGCGCUAGAGGUCCUGGCCCGCCUGAGUCCGCACUUGUUGAGCCAGGAGGAGAGGGAGGCGGCACAGGGCCUCAGCCACCAACCAACCCCCCGGAGUGACCUCUGGAGCCACGUGAUUGGCUACUCGCCACUACGCAUCACCCUCACCCUGACCGCCAUCACUCUGGGGGCCGCCUUGUUAUUGGUCAAGCCUCAACUCAGGAGAGAUGUGAUUGGCCAAGCGUUAGCCUGGCUUCCCAAAUAUUACACAAACUAGGAGAGAUGUUCCCUAGACUGGCACGGAGAAACACUAUUUUAUGAGCCACAGGACAAAUCGAUCAAGUUUAGCUGCAAUAUCUUUGGAACCACAGGGUAUAGUGACGGAACGUGUUCUGUUCCGUGCUCUGUUCCGUGCUCUGUGUACUCUGGGCAAAGACAAAUCUAAUCAAAACAAAAAUAAAACAAGUGAUUCAAGAUUCAAUACUUUAUUGCCAAACUACUCAGUGCAAGUUGCUAGGGAUUUGCUUCAGUGUGCUCAUGACAGGACAAAGACAUCACCAUAGACACACAGAAAAAGACAUAGAACACAUAUAUACAGAGUCCCACACAGAAUCACCCUUGACAUAGGCACAUAAAAAGGGCACACUGCUCACAGCAUACCUGGAUGACAGUCCAGGAGGCUAGAGUGACAGGUCAGGUUAAAGUGACAUGGUGCAUAGGGAUGUGAAAUUCAAAAGAAAAGUUUAGCCAUGCUUGAAAGUAGCAGCACCUAGUCACAUUUGUGCCCAUGUGUAUCAUUGACCAUGUUGUGCUAUUAAAAUGUAAUUCCUGCACA